This is a messenger RNA of Arabidopsis arenosa, 2019 nucleotides long. NCBI's taxonomy places the organism in Eukaryota, Viridiplantae, Streptophyta, Magnoliopsida, Brassicales, Brassicaceae. The record is from the annotation of a GenBank genome assembly.
GUAAGAUGUACGGAUAUUCUAAAAAAAUAUUAAUAUUUUGAUUAAUUGGUUAUGCAGUUGUCACUCUAUGACCGUCCAAUUAGCUCUCUUUUAAAUGUGGGCUCCGAUUUACGGCCCCGCGCAUCCGUAUGCUAAAGACGGGAUCGCUCAAGGGAUGCGUAAUCACAAGCUAGGGUCUGUGGAAGAUGCUUCGAUUGGAUCAUUUGGGUUCGAUGAGCAGUACAAUACGUUUCAUAAGUACGGUUACGCGGCGGAUCCGUCUGGGAUGCAUUAUGUCGGCGAUGUUGAGGCGUUGAAGCAGAACGAUGGUCUUUCGGUUUAUAAUAUCCCUCAGAGUGAGCAGAAGCGGAGGAAGAUUGAGAAGAAUAGAGAGGAGAGAGAAGGGGAAGAGAAAAAGGAAGAGAUUGAGCCUGAGGCUGAGAAUCCGGCGACGGAAGCUUGGCUUAUGAAGAAUAGGAAGAGUCCAUGGUCGAGGAAGAAGGAGGUGGUUCAGGGAGAGUUGACGGAGGAGCAGAAGAAGUAUGCGGAGGAUCACGCGAAGAAGAAGGAAGAGAAGGGACAACAAGGUGAAGCCAAAGGGGAGCAUUAUGCGGAUAAGAGUACCUUCCAUGGCAAAGAGGAGAAAGAUUAUCAAGGAAGGUCUUGGAUUGAGGCUCCGAAAGAUGCAAAAGCGAACAAUGAUCAUUGUUACAUUCCAAAACGUUUGGUUCAUACAUGGAGUGGUCACACGAAAGGUGUUUCUGCUAUUAGGUUCUUCCCAAAGCAAGGACAUUUGCUUCUCUCUGCAGGUAUGGAUUGUAAGGUUAAGAUUUGGGAUGUGUAUAACUCUGGUAAAUGUAUGAGGACUUACAUGGGUCACGCCAAAGCUGUGAGGGAUAUUUGCUUUUCCAAUGAUGGGUCUAAGUUCUUAACUGCUGGGUAUGAUAAGAACAUUAAGUAUUGGGACACGGAAACUGGCCAAGUUAUAUCGACUUUCUCGACUGGGAAGAUUCCGUAUGUGGUGAAGCUGAAUCCGGAUGAUGACAAGCAGAACAUUUUGUUGGCUGGUAUGAGUGAUAAGAAGAUUGUGCAGUGGGAUAUUAAUACGGGGGAGAUUACACAAGAGUAUGAUCAGCACUUGGGGGCAGUUAAUACUAUCACAUUUGUGGACAAUAACAGAAGAUUUGUCACGUCUAGUGAUGAUAAGUCUCUCCGCGUUUGGGAAUUUGGGAUCCCGGUGGUUAUCAAGUAUAUCAGUGAGCCUCAUAUGCAUUCUAUGCCUUCUAUUUCUGUUCACCCGAAUGGAAACUGGCUUGCUGCACAGAGUUUGGAUAACCAGAUUCUGAUCUACAGUACCCGAGAAAGGUUUCAGCUGAAUAAGAAGAAGAGAUUUGCAGGGCACAUUGUUGCCGGAUAUGCAUGCCAAGUUAACUUCUCACCAGAUGGACGGUUUGUAAUGUCAGGAGAUGGUGAGGGUAAGUGCUGGUUUUGGGACUGGAAGAGCUGCAAAGUGUUUAGAACUCUGAAAUGUCAUAAUGGAGUAUGCAUUGGAGCCGAGUGGCAUCCUCUGGAACAGAGUAAAGUCGCAACAUGUGGAUGGGACGGCUUGAUUAAGUACUGCUGCAUAAUAGUUGUUGGGACUAAGACAAGUCGUAGGCAUCACGGAGAAAGAGAGAGUAGAAGGCGCCGAAAUCACGGCCUAGCCUGGGCUAUACGGAAUGCUUCAUCUUUGGGAUACAAAACCCCUUUUGAGUUCUGCUUUCCUCUGUUUUAGAUUCUUCAGUGUUGUAACAAUCUCGGUUUAAUGGAUUAUGUAGAGGGACGAUCGAAACAAUUUCAAAUGCUUUAGAGAAACUGUUGACUGAGUCGUUAUAAAGAUAGCUUGUAAGACUUGUAAUUUUGCAAAAGCUGUGUUAUUUGCACCAUUGCAGCAAUGUUAGCUUUUAUUCGGAUACGUUAUUAUUGGGGCUUGUUGAUUUGUUCUGAUUAUGUCAUGCUCCUUGGUUUAUUACAGGACUUGAACAAAAUGAUCGGUUAACA